AUGAGUGUGACAUUUCAAGUUUCUAUAGUGAGUGAAGUGUUAAAAACUUUAGUUAAAAGUGGUGUAAUUGACGUGAUGUCUAAACAAGUCGUGAAGCUACAAAAUUUUUCCCAAAAAAAUUCAAAAGUGAAAAUGUUUUGUGUUUCCUCGUUGGAUGAGCUGCUAUUGAAAGGUGCUACUGCAUUUGCCUUAAACGGAAUUUGUGAAAUCGUUACAAGCUCAGAAGACAUUCUUUCGGACGACGAAGUUUUGUUUAUGCUGAAUAGUCAAUCGGAGUUUCUCUAUAUUCGAUUAAGUCAAUCUGAAAAUGACGGACAACAGAGUAACGAGACCGUAAAAGAGGCCGGGCAUCAGAGUAUUAUCGAGGCCGGGCAACAGAGUAAAGAAACCGGUCAGGAGAAUAACGAGGUAGAGCAACAGAGUAACGAGACUGGACAGGAGAAUAACGAGGCGGGACAAGAGAGUAACAUGGCAGCGUGUUUCCCCGUUGAUGAUAUUCUUAAACAAGGAAGAAUUGGUGUUAAAGGAGAUACAGCUAUUGAAAUAAUCGACCGACUCAAAGCAGUGGACUACCCCAAAAGUCGUUGCCUUGACAAAGAUCACUUUUUUCUUGUUAAGGCCACUGGAACUUGGUUGAUGAAAAAUUGUGAAAAACGCGAAAAUUUCCCUACAUUCAACGAAAUUUUAAAGAUGGCCAAAUCAAUUGUCUCUUUCUUUCCAUCAGCUGGUAGUUUCAACACUGAAUCACCGUGGGAUUUGUUUUUUGACGAUAAAACUCGCAAAGGUUCGUUAGAGUCCUACAUGAGAGGGAAACGAACAAGGAAGCAGCUUUCAGAUAAACGUUCAAAUAAGCGGCCCAAAACAGUCUUUUUGUGUCCUGAGGGGGAUUCUUAUACGGAAGAUGAAAUAAGGGAAGCAGAGGAGUUCAUGAGAUUUACACAAUUAGAUUCCAAUGACACAAGAAACCCCAAUUGCAGCGAAAUGCUUCGUUUGAUGAAAGUAACGUAUGAAAGCCGCUGGGCUUUCUUACAAAAUGGAUGCAAGGUUGACGCAUCUGUAUUUUUGAACAAAUAUCCUCGUCUUAAGGACAUGCCUGAAGCCGUAAGAGACGAAUUUUUUCGUUUAAAAGGGAGUACUUUGGAAACUUUUGCUUCAAAUUGGCGGAAAGCAGAAUGUAAAAUAAUAGAAUUUUGUAAACAGAAAUUUACGAAGAGUUUAGCCGUCUUAGAUAUCUUAAGGAAGGCAGAGGAAGCUGAAGAAAACUUUGAUAUUCCUGGACGCAUGAAAUGUGUCUUAAAGUUGACACUGCAUGCAGCAGCCAAUACGCAACCGUCCCAAAACAAAAAAGGAUCAACUGCUGACGGAUGGAAUCUUCUGUACCAGUCAUUCAAUGAAAUUCUUCUUCCGGAGGAGGCUGCAAAUCGUGCUAGCGACAUGGAGUUGCCUGGUGUCUUGGACAUAAAUGGGGCAUAUUACAUCAAGAUCGACAAUUCGGCUGUAGCUCUUACUGAAACGAAAUCUUUUGAACAAUCAGUGGGUUAUUUGCUAAUGUACUAUCACAUCCUAGACAUCAAUUAUCCUUCAAAAUUGAAAUUUGUUUAUGGAUUUCUUGAAACUAUGUUUGAAAUUGUCCCCUCAAUGAAUCCAUCCAAAAAAAUGAAAGAUUUGUGUUCCUUUGUUUUCAAUUGAAGUAUAUGUACUUUUGUCUAAAAUAAAGUGACAUAUUAUAGC
Molecule: messenger RNA, 1731 nt
Organism: Daphnia magna
Lineage: Eukaryota; Metazoa; Arthropoda; Branchiopoda; Diplostraca; Daphniidae
Exons: 10
Coding region: 1-1689 (562 amino acids)
Source: RefSeq, a predicted model, not a curated record